AUGGAGAAAACAAGUGGAAAAGGGGCCACUGCUUUGUCCACAAUGGAGACUGGCAUAGGGAACCCAGCGCUGGAGCUCACGGAAGAAGGAUUAAAUCCUGAGGGAACCAGGAGAACUGAAGAGCAAGGACAAAGCCUCCGGGAUGGGCUGGGGCCUUCCACUCACCACAGGUACCUGAGACUUCUACAACCUUUCACCAGGGCAAGAAGUUUCUGCAAAACACAUGUCAGCCUGUUCAAGAAGAUCCUGCUGGGCCUGUUCUGUUUGGCUUAUGCUGCCUACUUCCUGGCAGCCUGCAUCUUGGAUUUCCAGAGGGCACUGGCCUUGUUCGUCCUCACCUGCUUGGUGCUCCUGGUCCUGGUUCACCGGGCUCUGAAAAGCUUGUUUGGUAAAACAUUAACAAGAUGUCUGAAGCCCUUUGAAAACUCCUGCCUGAAGCUUUGGAUGAAAUGGGUGUUCGCUGGAGUCGCCUUGGUUGGCCUCAUCCUGUGGCUAGCUCUAGACACAGCGCAAAGGCCAGAGCAGCUGAUGUCCUUUGCAGGAAUCUGCAUGUUCAUCCUCAUCCUCUUUGCCUGCUCCAAACACCACAGUGCAGUGUCCUGGAGAACGGUGCUUUGGGGCCUGGGUCUUCAAUUUGUCUUUGGGAUCUUGGUCAUCAGAACUGAUCCUGGAUUUAAUGCAUUUCAAUGGCUGGGAGACCAGAUUCAGAUUUUCCUGGGCUACACAGUGGCUGGCUCCAGUUUUGUCUUUGGGGAUACGCUGGUCAAGGAUGUCUUUGCUUUUCAGGCCUUACCAAUCAUCAUUUACUUUGGAUGUGUGAUGUCCAUUCUCUACUACCUGGGCCUUGUGCAGUGGCUAGUUCAGAAGGUUGCCUGGUUUUUACAAAUUACCAUGGGCACCACCGCCACAGAGACCCUAGCUGUGGCAGGAAACAUCUUUGUGGGUAUGACAGAGGCACCUCUGCUCAUCCGUCCAUACCUUGCAGACAUGACACUCUCUGAAAUCCAUGCAGUGAUGACUGGAGGGUUUGCCACCAUUUCAGGCACUGUGUUGGGAGCCUUCAUAUCCUUUGGGAUUGAAGCGUCAUCCUUGAUUUCUGCGUCUGUGAUGGCUGCCCCGUCUGCCCUUGCCUUGUCAAAGUUGGUAUAUCCAGAAGUGGAGGAAUCCAAGUUCAAGAAUAAGGAGGGGGUAAAAUUGCCCCGUGGAAAGGAGACAAAUAUCCUGGAAGCUGCCAGCAAUGGAGCCACAGAUGCCAUAGGCCUUGCCACUAAUGUAGCAGCCAACCUGAUUGCCUUUUUGGCCGUGUUGGCCUUCGUCAAUGCUGCCCUUUCCUGGCUAGGGGAAUUGGUAGACAUACAGGGGCUCACUUUCCAGGUGAUUUGCUCCUAUAUCCUAAGGCCUAUGGUUUUUAUGAUGGGUGUAGAGUGGGCAGAUUGUCCAAUGGUGGCCGAGAUGGUGGGGAUCAAGUUCUUCACAAAUGAGUUUGUGGCCUAUCAGCAACUGUCUCAAUACAAGAACAAACGUCUCUCUGGAAUGGAAGAGUGGAUCGGGGGCGAGAAACAAUGGAUUUCUGUGAGAGCUGAAACCAUUACAACAUUUUCACUCUGUGGAUUUGCCAAUCUUAGUUCCAUAGGAAUCACACUGGGAGGCCUGACAUCAAUGGUACCCCACCGGAAGGGUGACAUGUCCAAGAUUGUAGUCCGUGCCCUCUUCACAGGGGCCUGUGUAUCCCUUAUCAGUGCCUGUGUGGCAGGAAUCCUCUAUGUUCCCAGGGGAGCUGAAACUGACUGUGUCUCCUUCCUAAACACAAGUUUCACCAAUAGAACCUAUGAGGUCUAUGUGUGCUGCAGAGAGCUCUUCCAGAGUACGUCUCUGAAUGGCACCAACGCUCCUUCUUUUUCCGGUCCAUGGGAAAAUAAAGAGUUCAGUGCCAUAGCCCUUGCUAACUGCUGUGAAUUCUACACCAAUGCUGUGUGUGCCUAAAGCUGGUCCAUUUUCAUAACAGUCUUAAUCUUGACAGACUUUUGAUGGUAAAGGUAUUUAUGUAGUCAAGAGUUCCCACUCUACAACCAACUCACCAUGUCUUUAACAGUACAUGUAAAAAAUAAUUUGGUUUUCACUGUAUGCCUGUAAUGAAAAUCAGCAUUUGUCUUUCCAUUAUUUGGCUGAACCAAAUAGGAAA
Molecule: messenger RNA, 2182 nt
Organism: Eptesicus fuscus (big brown bat)
Lineage: Eukaryota; Metazoa; Chordata; Mammalia; Chiroptera; Vespertilionidae
Gene: SLC28A2
Product: solute carrier family 28 member 2
Exons: 17
Coding region: 1-1983 (660 amino acids)
Biological process (GO): retina homeostasis; nucleoside transmembrane transport
Cellular component (GO): membrane
Molecular function (GO): nucleoside:sodium symporter activity; purine nucleoside transmembrane transporter activity
Source: RefSeq, a predicted model, not a curated record